CCUUAUUUACACUACUGUGUAUAUUUCUCCAUUUUUUUUCACUUCUCAAAAGUUUUAAUUUUCUUUCUUUUUUUGCUACAAGAGAAGUGAAGCCAAAAUACCCACUUUUUUUUUCCUUUUUCUUUGACUGGUCUAACUUUUAUUUUCAAGAUUUUGCAGCAAUGGUAGCAGAACAACUGAAUCAAGUUAAGGGGUCUUGGCAAGGUGCCUCAUCCAUGAUUAGCUCAAAGUUGGAAACUGUGGCUACUCAGGGAAAGGCCCCGACCUGUCUUGCCUAUGAAAAUAUGCUGAAGGUCAGGAAGCCGUAUACCAUUACAAAACAGAGAGAGAAAUGGACAGAGGAAGAACACCAGAGAUUUCUUGAAGCCUUGAAGCUGUAUGGCCGUGCUUGGCGCCAAAUAGAAGAAUAUGUUGGAAGCAAGACUGCAAUUCAGAUUCGUAGUCAUGCCCAGAAAUUUUUUGCCAAGGUUGCUCGAGAUUCAGGUAAUGAUGGUGAUGAAUCCGUAAAUGCGAUUGAUAUACCUCCUCCUCGGCCAAAGAAGAAACCUCUGCAUCCAUACCCUCGCAAGAUGGUUGAUUCCCCUGUAGCUAACGAGGCAGUUUCAGGUCAGCCUGAAAGGUCUCCUUCCCCAAAUGCAUCAGGAAUGGACAGUGGUUCUCCAGAUUCAGUUUUUUCAGCAAUCGGUUCAGGUGUUUCUGAAUAUCCAUUUGCUGAGCAGCAAAGCUCUUGCUUUUCACCAGCCUCUUGUACUACGGAUGCACACACUGCAAAUAUAAUCUCUGCAGAGAAUGAUAAUGAAAGUAUGACCUCAAACUCCAACACGGUGGAGGAAAUAAAACCAGUAGCUGCUAGUACCAGCCCGAUUACCAAGUCUGUCAUGGAAUGUGAUAUAGUUCACAGGGAAACUUCGUGUAAUGGUGAAAAGCUAGCUGUUGAAGCACCUUUGGCAAGUAUCAAGCUGUUUGGACAGACGGUUUCUGUACCAGAUGCCAAUAACCUUGCUCUACGAGCUACAGAUAAUUGCAACUCGAUGCCAUCUAAAACCACAGAAAAGGAAAUCGAGAUCAACAAUGAAAAUGUGCUUCAUGGCUUCCAAGCUAACCAUGCAAAUUCACCGUUUAUUCUUGCCAUGGCUCCAAGCAAUAUGAUUCUACCAGCUUCUUGGUUGUCACAAAACAAUCCUGAGAGUACUGCUGCCUUCCCUACUACAAUUUCUUGGUGGUCCUGGUACCAAGAUCUUGUAUAUCGAUCUAUCUCAUCGAGCGGCCAAACCACCACUGCUCCUUGUCAAGGACCGAAAGAUGAAGAACCUCAAAGAGAGGGAUCGUCGACCGGUUCAAGCACUGGCUUAGCUAGUGAAGUUGAUGACGGAAACAGGAGUUCUGAAACUGUUGAGUCCAAAUGUACGACCAAGAGCAGUAAGGGAUUUUUACCAUACAAAAGAUGUUUAGCAGAGAGGGAUAGCAAGUCAUCAGGGGCUGUUCUAGAAGAGAGAGAAUCACGAAGGGUCCGUGUGUGUUCAUAGCACUUCUUAUUACAGUUUCCUCUCUUAGCAAAUCGUCAUGAUCAGCCAGAAGUUCUGUUCUGCACAGCAUUUCUGUUUGGCUGUUAAGGAGUUUUAGGUUUGCAGAUAAUCUAGUUCGGGAGGUCUGACGUUUACAACCGGCAUUUUCAAAAACUUUUUACCAUUUUCUUUUCUUUUCUCUUCCUACCAUAUUUUUUCAGUUGGACAUGAAACUGUGCACAACUGAGUUUGUAGCCAAAAGAUGCACAGCUGCGAUUUUCCCUUUCAACUCGCAUAGCAGUUCUGUAUUUUACUCGUGUAACUCUUUGCAGUGUUUUAAUGAAGCCACUUUGAUGUUA
Molecule: messenger RNA, 1864 nt
Organism: Lycium ferocissimum
Lineage: Eukaryota; Viridiplantae; Streptophyta; Magnoliopsida; Solanales; Solanaceae
Product: protein REVEILLE 1-like
Exons: 6
Coding region: 162-1526 (454 amino acids)
Molecular function (GO): DNA binding
Source: RefSeq, a predicted model, not a curated record